Paramecium sonneborni is the source of this 478-nucleotide messenger RNA. NCBI's taxonomy places the organism in Eukaryota, Ciliophora, Oligohymenophorea, Peniculida, Parameciidae. The record is from the annotation of a GenBank genome assembly.
AUGAUUUAAUUUGCAUAAUCUUUACUUGAAGAAGUAAAUAUUAAUUUAAUUAGAAUACUUAAUAAUUAACCAGUCGUAUGGGCUUUGUGGAAAGCUGCUCUUGUGGCAAACAAUUGGUAAGUAGAAUCCUUUCUUGGCUAUUUAUUCUAUUUUAGAAAAAUCAGGAUCUAUAUAUUUUACUUAUGCAUCUAAAUUUGAUUCAAUGUAUCCCUUGCUUUGGCAACUAGGGGACUAUACUUUAUCCUUUAAUUUAUUUUCUCUUUUGUUAAAGUAUGACACCUACAAUCUUUGAUUACUGCGCAAAUGAUGUGGACUUUUCAUUUAAUUGGAGGUAACUUAACGUUUUAGACCCGUAUUUUGCUCUGCCGUUUGAAGCCUUUAUCUGAUAAAUAAAAAGUAAUUUAAUUUUUUGAUCUAUCUCUCUUGAAUUCAAAUAGCUUCAUUUUAUUCUUGAGUAUUUUUAAAUAAAAAAGAGGAG